This is a messenger RNA of Penicillium daleae, 1233 nucleotides long. RefSeq lists its product as uncharacterized. The transcript has 2 exons. The record is from RefSeq and is a predicted model, not a curated record. Lineage: Eukaryota; Fungi; Ascomycota; Eurotiomycetes; Eurotiales; Aspergillaceae. The coding region runs from base 1 to 1233 and encodes 410 amino acids.
AUGAGUGGUUUCAAAAAUGUGAUGAAGGAUGGCUGGCAUCCCAAGAGCAAGGAUGGAAAGAAAGAAAGCUGGCGUGGUGACUUCAAGGGGAUCAACCAAGUGGCAGGAUGGAUGGGCAAGGGCAAAGACUCGAGCUCCGAGGCCUCCGAUCAUGUAUCUCAACCACUCUCAUCGCUGAAGGACCCUGCCUCUUUUGGCCCACCACCUAAACACAUCCAUUACCAUGGCGCCGCAGCUCUACCGAACGAGACUACCCCCGAUCGUCGAGGGCUUGGGGUUCCGUUGUCCCAGAAUCAGAUCGCCGAGCAGAAUGCAUACCACCAGCAAGCGAUACAAGCAGAAGAGGAAGCUGCUCAGAAGCCUCAAGGUCCGCCAGUUCCAUAUCGAGUCAACACGACCGGGCUCUCUACGAACAAUCUUCCGCCGCCCCCUGUACGGCGCCUCGAUUCACCGAGUUCGGGUUCCCCGGCUUCGGCUUCGGCGAGUGCACCGGUGAGUGCAAAGCCCAAACCACCAAUUCCGCCUCGAGUCCCUCCACGAAAUGCUACACCAGUCUCACACUCCCCUUCCCCGCCGCCGGCAUACAACGCUACGCCACCCCCUGCGUCGCAGGGAUACGUCAAUCAAGAAGCGACAUCACGCCUUGCCAACGCUGGCGUUUCGGUCCCUGCACUCGGGAUCGGCGAGGCCAAUGCUUCUUCACCGGCAUCAUCGGGUGCUCAAGGGGCGAAUAUCAACGAACUGCAAUCCCGAUUCUCGACGAUGCGAACCAACUCUGGCUCGCCGUCUGCAGCGCCUCAAUCCCCUUCGCGGACGCCCAUUCCCAGCGCUAAUCGGGAAGACGCUCUUCCUCCCCCUCUUACGUUCCGCGAGCGCCAUGCAGAUAAGAUCGAUAUGGGCAAACAGAAAUGGGGUGGAGUGACGUCGCGGUUCAAUACAUUUGUGGAAGACCGCAAGUUUUCGGCCAACGCAAACAAGAGAAUUCCUCGUCCUCCCGGUCCCAAUUCCCCCAGCACCAGCAGUUCCACGACCAAUAUGCGCACUCCUACGGUGGGCGAUAGCCCAACUCGAUCAACUGUGGACAGCCCGGAAGCCCAAGCCCAACGCAAGAAAGCACCCCCUCCUCCACCUCCCAAGAAACCAGAGAUGCGCGCUGCUCCUGCUCCUGCCUCACCGACGUCAUCAGCCUCACAUACACCGCCUCCCGUGCCACUCAACACCAGACCCCGCUGA